AUGACGACCAAGGAAGACCAACUAAAUACCGCCGCCUCCGCCGCCGUCACACCACCAAUAUUCAUCUCCACUUCCUCACUUCAGUCCCUCAUAACCCACAAAUCCCUAAUCCACCACCUCCAAUCCACUCUCCCAACUCUCUCCCCCACAAUCCACUCCCCCAUCCGCCAUGCCCACCAAACAAGCCCUUCAUCUUCUCUCCUCCUCAUGCCCUCUUGGUCUCUCUCCCCUUCCCUUCCCUACGUCGGGAUCAAAUUAGUCACUUAUCAUCCCAACAAUUCAACACAAAACUUACCCGGGGUGCAGGCGAGUUAUGUGCUAUUCAAUUCACUAACUGGACAACCCUUGGCCUCAAUCGACGCCACUGAACUCACCUAUUAUAGAACUGCUUGUUUAUCGGCUUUAGCUUCGUUUUACUUAUCGAGAGAGGAUUCGGAAACCCUUUUGAUGAUUGGUGCUGGUUCUUUAGCGCCACAUUUGAUCAGGGCUCAUUUGAGUGUUAGGCCAGGAGUCAAAACAGUGGUCAUUUGGAAUAGAACUGAAGAGAAGGCAAGAAAUUUGGCUGAGAAAAUGAGAAAUGAGAGUGGCUUUGUAGGGGUUCGUUUCCAGUGCAAUGGGUGUAAUUUGGAGGAGGUUGUGAAAGAGGGCGAUAUUAUCAGCUGUGCUACAAAUUCAGAGAUUCCAUUGGUGAAGGGAGUGGAUUUGAAGGCCGGGACACAUCUGGAUUUGGUGGGAUCAUUUAAACACUCGAUGAAAGAAUGUGACAAUGAUGCUAUAAGGAGGGGACGAGUGUUUGUCGAUAAUGAGGCUGCGCUGACAGAGGCUGGGGAAUUGGUUGGUGCAUUUGAGAAAGGAGUCAUCACGAAGGAUGAAAUUGCAGGCGAUUUGGUAGGAUUGAUCAAGGGGGAGAAGCCGAAGAGGAGGAGUUCUGAGGAAAUUACCGUGUUUAAAUCCGUUGGUUCUGCAGUUGUCGAUCUUCUGAGUGCCCAGCUGGUUUAUGAGAAUUACAUAAAAUCAGGGCAGUGA
Molecule: messenger RNA, 1026 nt
Organism: Fraxinus pennsylvanica
Lineage: Eukaryota; Viridiplantae; Streptophyta; Magnoliopsida; Lamiales; Oleaceae
Source: the annotation of a GenBank genome assembly